Mucor mucedo is the source of this 688-nucleotide messenger RNA. RefSeq lists its product as uncharacterized. The record is from RefSeq and is a predicted model, not a curated record. The transcript has 3 exons. Bases 78 to 584 code for a protein of 168 amino acids. Lineage: Eukaryota; Fungi; Mucoromycota; Mucoromycetes; Mucorales; Mucoraceae.
GUGUUGCCUAAAUAGACAAAGUACGCUUUUUUCCUCCUCUUCUCUCUUCUUUCUUCUUCUUAUAUUUUUGAUCGACAAUGAGCAAUAUAUUAUGGAAAAAGAAAGUUAUUGAGCCAGAAGUGCAAUUAUCCGAGCGAGAUGCUAAAGUCCUUGAUAAAUAUACCCGUAAAAUGAAGAAGUUUGACGAAAUGAUUAAAGUUUGUUGUUGCUGGGUAGGAUAUGAUAUAUUAUUAGAGUUUAUUCCAAUCUUUGGUAAAGUUAUAUCGAUGCUGUUUGCCCUAUCGCUUUACCGUUUAGCUUGUCAGUGUGAUUUACCAAGGUCGAUAAAGCGUCGAAUGUUAUAUCACGUCAGUGUGGAUUUUUUGCUUGGCUUGAUUCCCAUUUUAGGUAUCUUAUUGGAUAUGUUGUACAGAGCACACAGUAAAAAUGCCCGGAUUUUGAGAAGGUUUCUAUACGAAAGAGCAAGGCAGGGUGCAGCGAAAGCUGAAACAGCUGCUUUGAAUGUUGGUGUAGGUGAAGAACACCAGCGCUUAUCUGAUCCAACCAGUGUAUUGAUGGAAAAAGAUCGACAACAGUCAAAUUAGGCAAUUAGCGGGAUUGCAAGUUAUUUUAUUGCAAGUGUGAUAAAAUGGUAUAAAGAAACAUGUAAAAAUGGCAUAGUGUUAAUAAAAGAGAGAUUCAUAUUGUA